CGGCCAGUUUCUUCAUUGCAAGCAACAGCCAAAGUAAUGGCUUAAAGUAAAAGUAACGGUCAAAUUUGUUUCUUCACAGUUUAAUCUUUUGCCUUUACUAUUGCUUUUACCUUUAACUUUUACUGCUCAAUAGGCUGCUGUAAAAGCUACAGUACUUGUCAUUUGUCAACAUUUUAGGUUAUAUUUACUUUUUCAACAGUAUUUUACGGUUCCACCGAGUUUUAUCAUUUUAUUUGAUACUACUUAUUGAUUGUACUUAAUUAAAGUAUCAAAAUGUUUUCAAGAUCUUCAAGUGAAAGUUCAAGUUCAUCAGAUGAUGAACUUAUUAUAAGUUAUUUAACGCAUCGGCGUAAAAGAUUUAAUAUUCGGAAGGAUCAUUUUUUAUGGGACGACGCUGAUUUUCUGUUCCGAUACAGAAUGCCAAAGGAAACAGUUACAUACCUCAGUAUAUUGUUGCAAGAUAAGCUGACGUCAACCACGGUUAAGAAUAAAGCUCUAUCAGUGAAAGAACAAUUAUUGCUGGCUUUACGCUUUUAUGCUACUGGAUCGAUGCAACAAGUUGUUGGAGAUAUAGCUGGUGUACAUAAAAGUACAGUAUGUAAAUGUGUUUUUAAAGUGUCAUCAGCUAUAGCUUCAUUAGCAGGGAUGUUUAUACAAAUGCCUACAAACGAAGAACUAGAAAGUAUAUCUUGCCAAUUUUAUGAUAUAGCCCGUUUUCCAAAAGUAAUUGGGGCUAUCGACUGUACACAUAUAGCAAUUGUAUCACCAGGAGGUGAAACAGCGGAGUUGUACAGAAAUAGGAAAGGUGUUUUUUCCUACAAUGUUCAAACAAUAUGUGAUCCAAAUUUAAAAAUUAGAAACAUAGUUUGUCGUUGGCCUGGAGGAUCACACGAUAGUACAAUUUUCAACAAUAGCAAUGUUAAAGAAAUAUUUGAGCGUGGCCAGUAUGGGGACUAUGUUUUGUUAGGAGAUUCAGGGUAUCCAGCAGAACGUUACUUACUGACUCCUCUGAGAAACCCAGUAACCCCAGGAGAAAUAUUGUACAACAAAACCCAUAUCAAAACAAGAAAUACUGUAGAGCGCUCAUAUGGGGUAUGGAAACGUAGAUUUCCAUGCAUUGGCUCGAAGCUGAGACUAAAGCAAAACCGGAUCGAAGCUGUGGUUGUAGCCACAGCUGUGCUGCAUAAUAUAUGUAGGACCAGAAACGAUCCCGAGCCAGAUUUACCGGUCCAAAUAGAAAUAAGGAAUGAUGAGAGCAACGUCCCGAACUCUAUAGAUAACCGCAAUGGGCAAACUGUUAUCAGUAAUUUAAUUCACCACUAUUUUGACAGAUUAGCUGCAGAUUGAAGUGACAAGAUAACUGUGUGUAAUAUAUAUAGAUAUGUAUUUAAAAACCUAUUAUACCUA
Messenger RNA from Maniola jurtina (meadow brown), 1407 nucleotides. RefSeq names its product putative nuclease HARBI1. Lineage: Eukaryota; Metazoa; Arthropoda; Insecta; Lepidoptera; Nymphalidae. Bases 274 to 1347 code for a protein of 357 amino acids. The record is from RefSeq and is a predicted model, not a curated record. The transcript is spliced from 4 exons.